AAUCCAUCAAUCCAUCAAGAAAGAACCUUUCCAUUCUCUUUCUAUUUUUCUCUAUAUCAUCAAAAAAAAGUCAAGUUUUUUUUAUUCUUUUUUGAAAUCUCCACAUUUCUUUUCACCAUGUCUUCUUCUACGCGAUCCAGCCGGGUUUUGUCCUUCCCCACUGGAACUUUUUACAUUCAAUCGGGCAUUGCAGGUCUUGUUCUCGAUAUCGAGACAGGAUUCCUCAAGGACCCACUGAAGGCUGGUGCGCGCGUCGAGCUGACACACAAAAAGUCGUCCAAGAACAGCACUGAUUCCUUCGCUCAAUUCGAGCAGCAGCUCUGGAGAGCUGAGGAGGGAUAUAUCGUCAAUGUCCGAACUGGUCACGUCUUGGAUAUCCAGGCAGGCAAGUAUUCUUUCUAGUUGGAACAAAAAAAAAAAGGACUUUUUGGGAUACAAUUUUUCAAGGGGGUAAGGGUCAAACGGAGAGCAAAUGAACGAACGAG
This is a messenger RNA of Gamsiella multidivaricata, 485 nucleotides long. RefSeq lists its product as uncharacterized. Lineage: Eukaryota; Fungi; Mortierellomycota; Mortierellomycetes; Mortierellales; Mortierellaceae. The record is from RefSeq and is a predicted model, not a curated record. The coding region runs from base 118 to 402 and encodes 94 amino acids. The transcript has a single exon.